This is a messenger RNA of Rotaria sordida, 1548 nucleotides long. Lineage: Eukaryota; Metazoa; Rotifera; Eurotatoria; Philodinida; Philodinidae. The record is from the annotation of a GenBank genome assembly.
AUGGCGUGGCGUGAAGCUUUGAAAAAACCGGUAGCUAAACCAACUGCACCAAAACCAAAAUUUGAUACUAAAGAUGAUGAUUGGGAAACUGAUAUUAAUUAUGAAAAUCAAACAAAUGAAAAAUCUCAACGUUAUGGUUCAACAAGUGUACCUGGUUCUGGUCGAGUAGAUCAUGUUGAUUUUAAAUCUCUUCAAGAAAAAGCUAAAACAGCUGAUAAUACAGUUAAACAAGUAUAUCAAGAUAAAAAUCCUAAUCGUGGUUAUGGAGGAAAAUAUGGUACAGAUCAAGUUAUGGAUAAGUCUGCAGCUGAUUAUUCAUACAGAGCUGAUGUUCAAAAACAUCCUUCACAAACAGAUUGUAAAAAAGGAUUUGGUGGUGCAUAUGGAAUUGAUGAACAUGCAAAAGAUAAAUCUGCUGUUGGUUUCGAUUAUAAAGGAGAAGUUGAAAAACAUCCAUCACAAACAGAUUUUUCAAAAGGUUUCGGUGGUAAAUAUGGUACUGAUCCAAAUGCACAAGAUAAAUCAGCAGUAGGUUUUUCUCAUAGAGAAACAGUACCAAAACAUUCAUCACAAACAGAUUUUUCAAAAGGUUUUGGUGGUAAAUAUGGUACUGAUUCGAAUGCACAAGAUAAAUCAGCCGUAGGCUUCUCUCAUAGAGAAACAGUACCAAAACAUUCAUCACAAAAAGAUUAUAAUGUUGGUUUUGGUGGUAAAUAUGGUGUUCAAAAAGAAGAACCUAGUCGAUUAGCAACUUCAACAACAACAACAACAACACCUUCUGAACAACAUGUUACUGAAAAAUCUACACAACCAGUUACUAGUAGUAUUGGUGUUGGUAAUAUUCGAGCAAGAUUUGAAAAUAUAAAAAAAGAACAAGAAGAAGAAGCUGUCAAACGUGUUGCUGAAGAAAGAAAUAAACGAGCUGUUCAUGAUCAACAAAGACAACAAUCAACUAAUAAUGGUCAUGAUAAAGUUAGACAACAAGAAAUAUCACCAGCACCACCAUCAACAACAACAUUUAAUCAACCAAUUCAUGAACCAUCUCCACCUCCUACUCCUCAAUUUCAAACACCAUCAUUACCAGUAUCUAGUCCACCAAUAUAUGAAAAUUUUAGUAAUCAAUUCGAAACGCAACAAUCAACAACAUAUGAAGAAAAACAACAAGAACCAGGUCGAUUUGCCGGUAAUGUUAAUGUAUCAUCAUCAUUACGACAACGAAAGACAUCAUCUUCAUCAUCGAAAAAUGAUGAUGAUGAAUGGGCUGAUGGUAAUAAUAAUAAUGAUCAAUAUAAUCAACAACAAUCAUUCCAAAGAAGUCCAUCACCAAUAGCAGUUACUCAAUCACAACAAUCAUCAAAUAAUAAUAAUAAUAAUGAAGGUAUCAAAUGUAUUGCUCGUUAUAGUUAUCAAAAAACUGAAAAUGAUGAAUUAGGUUUUGAAGAAAAUGAAAUUAUUACAAAUGUUCAAAAGAUGCAUGAGGAAUGGUGGCAGGGUAGAAUUGGUUCAAGAUCAGGUUUAUUUCCAGCUAAUUACGUUGAAGAAAUAUAA